ACUCAGCUGAGGCGAGAGCUGAGUGGUAAAAGCGAAUUGAAUUCCGGUCUCAGUCGUCACUACACGGGCGUUAGUAGCACGGACUCCUUUGUUCUGUGAAGUGUUUUUUUUUUUUAAAAAUAAAUAUAUAUAUAUACAUUUUGAAGACAUGUCAACGCGACUAUUUCCGAAUAUGGACGCAUUAUCUCAGGGAGCUCAGAUGGACAUUCACAGACCGUAUAUGGAAAGGAGGAGGCACGACAGUGAGCAGUCGUUAUGCAGCGUGCCAGAGUCCAACGAUCUGGAGGCGGCCGAAGCGCUCGUCUGCAUGAGCUCCUGGUUUCAGUCCUCCCAAAGACCCGGCAGCCUGAAACCUCGUCCUCUGACCCCGGCCUCUGACUCCUGCGACUCCCUCCUGCAUCCCGAAUCCCCAGAGACCCCUGGAGACUUUGUUUCGCUCUCAUCGUUGUGUAUGACGCCACCUCACAGCCCCAGUUUUGCUGAGACCACGGCCCACAUCCCAGUGCCCACCUCACCCUGCCCUCUGAAAAAUCCUUGCACCAGCGUCCUCAGUCCCAGACUCCAGCAACCUGCUGUGACCUCCUGUGCUGAGACGUCACCUCCCAGGUGGCUUCCCACAACUGAGAAUUCUUCCUCCCAGCCCUGCAGAGCCAUGGCUACCAGCGUCAUCCGACACACAGCUGACAGUUCAGUCUACCAGAACAUUCCACACGCUGUCCAACGUCAACAAUCAGCCCCGACACACAUUCAGCCGCCAAAACAGCCAGCACAGCCAGAGGUUCCCUUACCAGCCUCUUCACCCUGCCAGUCCCACACAUCCAGCACUGCAUCAGAAACAUGUCCGAACAGCAGCAACCAAUCCACCAGUGACAAGAUCCCUUCCAAAUCUUCUUCCAAUUCGCCACUUUCCACAGCCAGUCCACCCAUCAUAUGCCAGAUGUUCCCAGUGGCACAACCAGGACUUAUUUCAGCAGCGUUUAUUCAGAGUCCAGCUCCAAAGUCUAUCCUGCCACAGCCAAUUUUUGUUGGUUCUUCAGUUCCACAAGGUACUGUGAUGCUGGUGAUGCCUCGGGCAUCAGUGGGUCAGACACCCCAGUGCCCACAGCAGGCGGUUGUGACCGUCGGCAACACCAAACUGCUGCCUCUGGCACCAGCACCUAUCUACCUACCCUCAGGGCAGAGUGGCACCACGCAGUCAGAGUUCUCCCGUAGGCGCAACUAUGUCUGCAGCUUCCCUGGCUGCAGGAAGACCUAUUUCAAGAGCUCUCACCUCAAGGCACACCUUAGAACUCACACAGGCGAGAAGCCAUUCAGCUGUAACUGGGAGGGCUGUGACAAAAAAUUUGCACGCUCUGAUGAGCUCUCCCGUCACCGGCGAACACACACCGGCGAGAAAAAGUUCGUCUGUCCUGUUUGCGACAGACGCUUCAUGCGCAGUGACCACCUUACUAAGCAUGCUCGCCGUCACAUGACCACCAAGAAGAUCCCCUCCUGGCAAACAGAGGUUCGAAAUCUCAACAAGAUAACAACAGCCAAGGCUCUGCCAAUCAGCAUGCUGUUACCGGCCUCAAACUGAAUCUGACUGGAGCAAACUACUUCAGUCAUACAGAGACUCUUUAUUGGAACGAUAAGGCUGCUAAUUCUCGUGGACAUGCACUGGACUCUCUCUUGUUUUCCAUUCUGCUCAUUUUGUACACUUUGCAAUGAACGCAAUGUUUUGUUUACUCACUUGUUAUAAUCAUUCAUGCACUCUAUUUUUUGCCAAAGUCUUCGUACUAUGUUUGUCUUAAUUAUAUGUGUAUGUAUAAUUACAAUUGCAUUCUGUUGGAAAUAAAUGGCCUAUUCCUUACUGCCUCAAGGAUCUACUUAUGGAUAAUUAUCUGAACUGCUCUAAUGAAAUCAUUUUCUUUUAUUUAAUACCCAUUUUCAGUAAACAGUGAUAAAUCAGUA
Molecule: messenger RNA, 1950 nt
Organism: Pangasianodon hypophthalmus (striped catfish)
Lineage: Eukaryota; Metazoa; Chordata; Actinopteri; Siluriformes; Pangasiidae
Gene: klf11b
Product: Kruppel-like factor 11b
Exons: 4
Coding region: 149-1576 (475 amino acids)
Biological process (GO): regulation of transcription by RNA polymerase II
Molecular function (GO): DNA-binding transcription factor activity, RNA polymerase II-specific; RNA polymerase II cis-regulatory region sequence-specific DNA binding
Source: RefSeq, a predicted model, not a curated record